This is a messenger RNA of Punica granatum (pomegranate), 2177 nucleotides long. NCBI's taxonomy places the organism in Eukaryota, Viridiplantae, Streptophyta, Magnoliopsida, Myrtales, Lythraceae. The record is from RefSeq and is a predicted model, not a curated record.
GUGAAGUCAAGCUAUAUACUAGCUAGCAAUCUUAGAAGUGCCUCGACGGUCGCAUUCAUCAAAGUUUCGUUCAAGUUCCAGAAGUAAUUAAGGGGUCAGCUGCUCGAUCAUAACUAGAAAGAACAAGAUCAUGUCAAUCCAGCCAGAGAAUAUAGAGAGGGGGGUUGCAGCACGCUUCCGUCAGCCUUUGCACAACGAGGAUUUUCUUGAAGCGCAGGCUCUGGAGUGUUACGUUCGUGAUAUCAAUUGUGUCAACGACACAGGUCCUAGGCUAAGCGAAGUUGUGUUCAGAAACAGCUACAAUGACUACGACCUUCGGAACCAUGUCUUCCGAUGGGACAGCAGGGACUACAGAGACAUCUUCAUUAACGGCUUCCAAGCGUGGCCUCUGGGAAACCCCGCGCCGCAGGAUUUGCAGUACUACAACCUGUUAGCCCACGUCAACGAAGGCGGCAUCCCUCUUGCGGAGCCGCAUGUUCGCAGGGCCUUUGUCAGCACCACACUGAAUCCAGACAUGAGAUUCAGGCUCAAUGUUCCAGUUGGGACCUUAAUCUAUCGGUACGAGAUAUAUGCUCCCGGCGGCAUUUUGGUUCAGGAGACUCUGGGGGAUCGCUAUAACUUCGUGGGCCAACGAGAGAUCGCCUUUGUUGGCGGUAUUGACCGCCAAUACAUCCGGGCGGCCCAAAUCUUUGAGGUUACUGGUUAUGACGAUCAGGGGCGACCCAGAACACAGAGACAUGAAAAUGUAGUUGUGAUAAACAUGUACUUCAAUCCACAAUCGCAUCCCGAAGAGCUGAUCAAGAUUAAUAGACCUUGCUGCUAUUACAAAAAUGAGGAGGGCCAUUAUGUGCCUCUAAGAAUUAGGCUCUUCCGCGCAAUCCGAGAGAAGAGGGACUUAGCAAAACACGAUACUGAUGAUGAUUCCAAGGCAGCUGAUGAAAUAUCAUACACUGAUUAUGUGCCUAACCCCGAGAGCGAUGACCCUGCAGCCACCCUUGAAUUUUAUACAACCGAUAAUCCUGCAGGCAUCAUAGAUUGGUAUUCCAAGGAGGUGGCCAACUUGGAGAGCUAUAUAGACGCCGCAUUCCUUUCGUCCAGCGCCAAUGAAGCCUAUCUAUUCAUGAGGAAUGAGUACGUCUUGAUGAACUAUGCUCCAGGCAGCGACAAGAUUGUAAGCGGACCGUCGCUCAUCUGCGAUGGAUUUCCAUCCCUUGUGGACACAACCUUCGGCGAGUACGGGAUAGACUGUGGAUUUAGGGCUCUUCACGAAUUCCUCGGGCUUCAUCCCGGAGACCAGCGCCUCGUGGCAUAUAUCUUCUCAGGGAAUCUCUGCGCAAUGGUGAACCAUGCACCAGACGCCAAAGACGACAAGAUUACUUCAGGCCCCUUGACCAUCUGUACCAUGUUUCCCUUCUUCAAGGGCUCCGAGUUUGAAAGUGGGAUCGAUGCCGCGUUCGAGGUGAACAAGACGCACGAAGCGUAUCUCUUCAAAAGCAGCCAGUAUGCUCGUAUAAACUAUGUUUCACACAAACUCAUCGCUAAAGGUCCCAUCAUCAAAGGCUUUCCCUGCCUGAGAGGCACCAUAUUUGAAAGCGGGAUCCAAGCGGCCUUCACAUCGCACAGCAAAGAUGAGGCAUACCUUUUCAAAGGGAAAUCAUUUGCGGUCAUCAACUUUGCUCAGGGCGCCAUUACCAACGAUGGAGUGAAGGAAAUUGUUUCCAAUUGGCCCUCUUUAGCUCCAAUCUUGCCUCGCAAGAACAAGGGCGUCGAUGUGCAUGACCAUGAACACAUCAAAUCAUCAGCUGACGACCAGCCUCAAGACAACCCCCCCAAGGACAAACCCGCCCACGUCCAUGAUGAGCUUAAAUAGAGAUAUCUAUAUCAAUUAAGCAUAAGUACUUGCACAUAUCUAUAUCUAUAUAAGCCGCAUAUAUAAUGCAUGCUGCGUGGUCACACAUGGUAGUUAUAUACAGCAGCAACGUGCGUACAUAUGUCGUAUAUGGGUCGUCAGUGUUUGUCGUUCCUACAUAAACCUGAAGUCUAGUAGUCUUCUUUACUUCCUUUCAAGGCGGCCUAGCUAGCUUGCAUUGUAUCGUGGUGUUACAUAUACAUCAUUAUGUACUUGCUAUUAUGAAUAUAAAAAAAAUAUUCACGUGCAUGCACGUGAAAAUAAUAUU